Molecule: messenger RNA, 2294 nt
Organism: Chaetomium strumarium
Lineage: Eukaryota; Fungi; Ascomycota; Sordariomycetes; Sordariales; Chaetomiaceae
Exons: 1
Coding region: 398-1891 (497 amino acids)
Molecular function (GO): catalytic activity
Source: RefSeq, a predicted model, not a curated record
AUGAGAAGAUCUUCCUCUUUGUGUAAACCUGGUUUCUGCCUAAGAUGGGGUCAGAAGCAAGGUCGAUUGCCUUGAACCUUGGGGGGCGAGGCCAAUACACCUGUCCACAAGGUAUAUUUGCAGCCAUCCUCCCCUACGCUUGGAAAGAAGGGAGAAGGGGCCUCCAUAUAACUAUGAAGUCACUCUAUGCGCAGUCCCUUUUCAUGUCGUGGGUGUCAAGGUCAGGAGGAACAUGACGAGCAUGGCGUUAUCCCGUUUCCAGCCCUAACCCUAUGGCCUCUUAGUUCAAUCUCAACUGCCCUCGUCCGUUGCUUCAGUUGUUUGAUCCUAUCUGCAACUUCCUAGAUCCAUUUCUUCUUUCCGCCAUCAUCGCUGACUGCUGAACCGCGAUCGAAACAUGAAUUAUUCGCCCAGCUUUAUCCACGAGUUUCUCAGGCGGCUGGAAGGCACCGCAGGCGUAGCAAACGAGUUUCCGGUUUACCGCGCCAAUGACGCGUCGGACCGGCGAUUGCUUGCGACUUGCAGUCGGCUGCAAAGCUUCCUGCUCGGCACGGGCGCGUCCAUCUUCACGGAUUGCUUGAUCCCCGCCAUAGUGUCGGCCCGCCGCGAGGUAGUUUUUGUCACCUGCUUUUGGGCGCGAAGCAAGACCCUGACCGCCCUCCAUGACGCGCUCGUGAAGCUGGCCGCCCAUCGCCGCGCCCUCAUGCGCGACGCGCUCUCAAGGGGGACGGAUGGCACGGAUGGCAUCGCCACUCUCCCGCCCUUGAGGAUCCGCAUAUGCAUGUCUUCGAUGAGACUGCUGCAUCCGCAGUCCCGUAACGGCUACCUCUACCCUCCGUCUUCGUGGGAGAACAAGCUGGGGCUGCCCUCGCCGGCCCUUCUCGAGGCUGCGGGGAUUCAACUUCAGGUCAAGAGCCUCUUCUUCCUCCCGCUCAGCGUGAUGCAUCCCAAGUUCGUCAUUGUCGACAGGCAACGGGCAUUCCUGCCGAGCUGCAACGUCAGCUGGGAGUCGUGGCUAGAAGGCUGCGCGGAGAUCACGGGGGAUGCGGUGACGUCCUUGCUCUCGUUCUACUCGCGUACUUGGGCCGAUUGGGGCGACGUGUCAGACUCCGAGCAGCAACGCGUUGAGCGGGCGGUCGACGACGACACAUCCGUAACCGCCGCAGACUUGACAGACCUUGCAUUGAUUCAAAGCACAGCCCACUACCGCAUGAGUCCUCUGGAAGGCCGGCCGACGCUUCCGACUCUCGUUCUCCCGUCGCCUCACCACCGCAACCCGCGUUUCCGUCCGUUUCCGUGGCAGAAAGCCCCAGCACCGCCUGGAACUCCGCUCAACACAGCGUUACUUCAGCUCUUCGAACAAGCAGAGCAGUCCAUUUACAUUCAGACCCCCAACCUCACCUGUGAGCCCGUCAUCACUGCACUCCUACAGGCACUUGCGAGGGGUGUCGACGUGACCAUAGUGACCAACCGCAACAUGAUGCUUCUCGAACAACUCGUCACGUCCGGCACCACCACGGCAUGGUGCAUCCGGUCGCUUAUACGCCGCUUUCAUCGGAUCAGGACGGCCGCUGAAGCCCGCACGGAUCUUGAAGCCGGCCGUGCUGCUCCAGGCCGCCUCCGAAUUUCGUAUUUCCGUGCAAGGUCGGUUGGUACCCCGUCGGAUGCUGAGGAGCCAGCGCACUCGCACCUAAAACUGACGCUUGUCGACGCUGCAUACGCGGUGCUCGGCUCGGGUAACAUGGACCGCGCCAGCUGGUUCACCAGCCAAGAACUCGGCAUCCUCUUCCAGGACAAUGAAUUCUGCACGAGGGUCAAGGCUGUGGUCGAUCACGUCCUGGACGGGAGGCUCGAUGUGGUUUUCGACUCGGAUGAACGGUCGGGGCCGUGAUUCUUCUUUCGGUUUCCGGGCGCUGCUGGCCGGUACACUUGAGCGCAUAAUGGCGAGGUCAGCAUCUCGGCUGCUACGUACGUACACGCAAAAUGCAACCAUUCCCCGGAACAUCACGCAUCUCUUCCGGGCAUGGUGCGGUAGUGGUCGGCCAAGAUGCACCCCUGUCCUCGCCAUUGCCCCGCAGACAAGAGCCGCGCUCUUCCCUUCAAGGACAAUCAGGAACGUGGCUUCCGAGAUCUGGUCAGUCCCACGUCAAUUAAGGCCGCCGACCGCAACCCGGUCCCACCAAAUUGCGCGUGACGGGAACUCGGUUCGCGGAGAUUCGUUCCUCUCCCUCAUGCAGGCCACGGCCUUGGUCCCUGUCGUUUCCCGGUUCUGGGGCCCAUUAUGAUAUUACCUA